AGGGGCAAGUGGGAGCCGACGGAGCUCAGAUUCAUAUCUGCUGGUGGUGCUGGAGGCAAAGCACACAUGCAAGAGCGUAACGUGCCGUGCAGGGACCUGGGACACGCACGGCUAUCGAAUGGAUCACUCUGACACACACUUCUGAACCCAGGCCGAGCGAGGAGGAGCCACCCGAAUGAUUUACACAGUCCCUUGCAGCCCUUGUUUGUCCCAGGGAGAGAGAAUACAAACUACCAGCCUCUGAUGAAGGCGCAUUCAUUCAGGAGGCAGCAGAUAUCACGGCAGGCGGAGGGACGUGGUUAUUGACGGCACCGACGAUGUGAAUGUUUGGGGGGAAAUUCUGAAUGCUUUGUGUCACAGAGCUGGACCACUCAACAAGAUCACAAGAAUGGAAAGCAUCAGCGUGGAAACGGGCUGGGAUGGGCUGGCCCUCUCCUCCAUAGGCACCACAGGAAGCAACAACUUCUCCUCCUCUUCCCUGUUUGUCUCUGAACUGAACUCCCUCAACAGCUCUCACAGCGGAGGAUCCGUUUUUGGGAUCUUCUCCGAGAACUUCUCCACCACCACGCCUCACACCUUGCCCCAGCCCAGGGUGAGGGACCCGGGCCUGGCUCGGGCAGAGAUCGCGGUUCUCGGGGUGGUGCUGGCUCUCACCACCCUGGGAAACAGCUUUGUACUGUGGGUGCUGCUCAGGAGGAGGAAGUACAAUGCACCGAUGCAUGUGUUCAUGGUCAACCUGUGCGUGGCUGACCUGGUCGUGGCCGUCUUUCAGGUUCUUCCACAACUCAUAUGGGACAUCACGGGGAGGUUUCAGGGGCCUGACUUUCUGUGCCGGACCGUUAAGUACUUGCAGAUUGUGGGCAUGUUCGCAUCCCCCUACAUGAUCGUCGCCAUGACGGUAGACCGCCACCAGGCCAUCUGCUGCCCGUUGCAGGCCUACCGUGGGGGAUCAAUGUCCCGCUGGAACACCCCUGUCAUGGUGGCCUGGGGCUUGGCGCUUGUCCUCAGCAUACCACAGGUGUUCAUAUUCUCCCGCUCGGAAGUGAGUGCUGGCGAGUUUGACUGCUGGGGUCGCUUUGCUGAGCCGUGGGGGCUGAAGGCCUACAUCACCUGGAUGACCGUGGCUGUCUUCGUCCUUCCUGCCCUUAUCAUCACCAUCUGUCAGAUUAGAAUCUUCAGAGAGAUUCACAAGAACAUCUACCUUAAGUCAGAAAGGGUGGUGACGUCCAAGUUAAAGAAGAAUGAGCUCUUCUUCCGCUUCCACGUCUUUAAGAAGCAGGACGAGCGGGAGAGUGAGAGAGGAUGAAGUAAUACUGAGGGAGGUCGGAAUGGCAGAGAAGCACGAGUGUUAAAGGGUUUGAUUAACAGCCCAUUAAUAACACCCAAGACGGAGAGUGCUAGGACAGGGACAUGUCUGCUUUCCUGUACAUCCGUUCGCGAAGAACUCAGUAGGACCACACCGCUGCCUGCACAACAGCAAACACUGAGCGGCUCAGACAGCCUGAACUUGUUCACGGCCUACGAAGUAGACUCCGGCUCACCCCGCUGCUCCAUAGACUACACCCGCCCCCCCCCUCCAGCCUCUCCCCCGCCCAGCAUCACGAAAGCCAUGUCCAAGACAGUGAGAAUGACCCUGGUAAUUGUACUGGUCUACACUAUCUGCUGGUCGCCUUUCUUCAUCGUCCAGCUUUGGGCGGCGUGGGACCCCAACCCUGCAAGUCACACCGGAGUGGCCUUCACUAUCCUGAUGCUGCUGGCUAGCCUUAACUCAUGCACCAAUCCGUGGAUCUACACCGCUUUCUCCAGCAGCGUAUCCAGAGAGCUGCAGAAUCUGCUGCAGUGUCGGUCACGAUCCGGCCGCCGAGGCUCUCUGCCCGACGACUCCACCGCCACACACACCUCCACCACCAAGGACAGCCUGUGCUGACAGAGAGCGAUGAGGCCCAAACCAGCAAAGCGACACCUUUGAAAAGUCAUGUACUGGUGCACAUGGGCCCGCUGGAAGGACGUGCUACUGCACAGAACUCUGCCAGCACCACCUACGGCGUCGCAGCCUGACAACACAGCGCGCUGACCUCUACCAGAUGUUAUCAACAACAAAGGACAGCUGUACUGUCAACAAGUCCUCUAUCUGUAAUCAACGAUCCUCUCUACCCAAGCAGAGAGGAAAUGUAUCAUGGAGGAUGUCAACACCCUUUUAUGAGAGCACUGUAGAGUGUACAGUGAAUGUCAGGGACAGCAUCUGCAAUGCAAAAUGGCCUUGAAAGUGAAGCGUUCUUUUUUUUACCUCCGCUGCAGUUGAGCAGGAACCUCUGCAUGAAUUCAUAUGAGAAAAGCUCUUUCCCUACUGAGCAGAAGGAAUGCACGGGGUGGUUGGGUGCAUUACCAGCCUUACGGCACGCCUAAUGUCCAAAGCAGCAGACAGAUCUAUGGGUGCAGAGACAGCAAAGCAGCAGGCCGAGGGAAAGAGAGGGAGAGAGAUGCAUAUUGACAGCAAGAGAGAGCGAGACCGAGAACAGACCGCUUACGACAUGUUACAGCUGCUGCAGUCCAAAGGCAAAGGCAAAUAAAAUCAAAUAAUGUGAACAAACGUUGUUGAAUCAAAGAAAGUCGAUUAAUGGCGAGUGGCUGAAUUCACAUUUGCUCAGGGAGUAUGCAGUUGGAAGGAAGUAGUGAUUCGUUGGGUGGAGAUUCACUCAUGAGGGCGGUGCAGCAGAAAUACUUUUAUUUAAUGCUGACAAAAACGCACUCGCAUACAAACGUUCAAAGUGACAGGAAACGAUAGAAUCUAAAAGAAUGAAAAUGAACAAUGCAUGUUUCUGCAGCAAAUUGUGUGAGUGUGCUUGGCACAAACAGCAUAUAUAUAUAAAAUAUAUAAAGUUAGAACAUAAGACGCGGGAAGGAAACAAAGACCAUUCCAUGUACAUGAAUUAUGUAAAAUAUAUUUAUUGAAAAUGUAGGGCACAUUAGAUAUCACAUAAGAUAAAAGUCAAAAGUAAAUCAUCGGUAGAAGUAGAAAACAGUGUGGCGUUAAACCAAAGAUUUUUUUUUUUUUUAAGUUUGACUGUAGAAUAAAUUCAAAUGAAGCUUCAGCGGACAUGUAACGUGUAAAGAGAAACCACUGCAUGUCAGUUUAAGAAAAACUUUGCAUCAACAGUGCGAAUUCUUCCUGUCAAACAAAGUGCCUGUAAAGUCCGAAGCUGUUUUUAGACGGGCCUCCCUCGCCUCGCAUGGUGAUGUCAACCAUGUUAUUCUUAGAUGCGCUCAUUGGUUAUAUAUCACACCAAGAGCCACGUGUUCUUGUGUUUUUAUUUAUGGUUGUAUAUUUGGAAGAUACAUACAUAUAUGUACAGUAUAUGUUUCUAUAUAUUAUUAGCUCCUUGUAUUGCCUUAUUUUCAUGUACAAUUUUAUAUUACAUUUUUCUGUGUCCAAAGUAAUGUAUUAUGCCCUGGAACUGCAUGAAACACUUAUAAUAGUAAAGUUGUUAUUUUUUAUAAAUUAGGGUGGCAUAAACUACUGUACAUACAUAUAGGUUUUAAUUUGUGUGUGGUUAAAAUGGACUUGGUCAAACUAUUGGUUUCCGAUUAGAUCCUCCAGGAAAAGGGUAUUUUAAAAUGCUGUUUAAUCCUUUUGAGCUAGUUAAGCGCAUCCUUUUUUUUUUUUUUUUUUAUACAACAGGGUGGUGUUUCUAUCCUGCUGGACAGCACAAAGCUUUUAAGACCCGGGAGUACUCUCCUGGGUCAAAGGAGGAGCCCUUUCGAACUUAACCCUUUUCCUCCUUGCGGCGAAGGCGUUUGGUGCUCUCGACUCGCCUCUGUGCAGUUGUUCCCCAGAAGCACUUCGAUUCUCCGCCAGCAACAACGAAGUGUGUAGAACUUAAUAACGUAAUAUCAGGAAAUAGAUUAACUUCUCCAAAACACUUGGGCAGUGCAUUCAUUUUCAGCUUCCUGCCAUAAAGUUUGAAGGUCAGCGGAUGAUUCAUGAAGAAUUGAUCCAUCCAUCCUUCCAGAUUGAAGGUAUAGAGGCCACACACACUCGUUCUGCAUUAUUCUGUGUGCACAGCCAUUAGUUAAAAGCCGCUAAAUAAUGAAUGCUCCAUGCAAUAAAUGGAGAACUUGCUACACGUUGACUCAUCAUUGCAACGUCUUGUUUCCUGAAGGUGGAAGAACUAUGAUACCACCACCCCACUCCUGUCAGAGCAUAUGAUAGAAGGUCCACAGGCUAGAUCAGUGCGUCCUUUAAUCCUGCAGAGUGUGUGUUUAUGCUGAAUGAAUGUGAAUGAAUGUGAUGCUUAUGGUUUCCAAGCUGAAGCAAGGAUGACAUUGAAACUCAAGGUCACUUCUUCAUCACAGUGGGGCAGAGCCCCGCGGCUGUGAUGGGAGGGCAUAAAGGAAAUAAAUCACUCGUCUGUGUGACUGUCACAAGGGCAGGAAAAUUGCUAAAUGUCUCCCUUCAAAUCAAUUUAGGGUCAGCCAAGGAGUGCGUCCAGCGACGGAGCGACCCAGCCCUGACCAAAGUCGGAUUAAUCAGACCUGGAGCCAGAAGCUCUGCUACACUGAGCAAUGCGUCUGCAUUGCUUAACUCAUGAGCCAACAGACCUGAUGACUGCCGACGCUGCUAAGGAGCUCAUUCCAAGACACCGAGCACACAAACCAGCUCGAAAUCAGCGUACUUUACAGACAGCGGAAGCAAAAGGAAAAUGAUGCAGGCCGUUCGGAAUAGAAGGUUAAUUUCUGCAGCCACAGUUGUUUUUAUUAGGAAUUAAAAUUAGGUGGCUCAUACUUUAAAUAAGAGCAAAUCUUUUAUUCCCCCUGAGCCACAGGAAUCAAGGCUUUUAUCACAUUCGCCCAGCUGCUUUUCAUUACUCAAAGUGAGGUUUGUGUCUACACCUCAAAGACCCUCUAAAAACCCGCAUGAGGACAGAGUCUGACCAAAUCCAUUUCACGGGAGCUCAGUCAACCCGCUUUCAGUGGAUUUACGACAAUUUGUUGUAAUGUGUCGGGUUCUGUUUAAGCUACUAUGUUUUGUGGCAAACGGCCAGCAGAGCAUGUAGAUUCAUUUAAGGAGAAGUUCAAUUGCAGCGGUUGACCUGCAGCGUGAAAAGUCAAGAGCACGUCUAGUGUGACAGAGGAGAAGAGAAAGGGCAUUUCCCCAUACGCGUCUGGUUCUUGCCUUGCAACUGCAUCAACAGGCACACACUGAUUUCAUGAUACUCUUACAGGACAGCAAGAGGGAGAUAAAGCAAAGCACAAAAGCUUGGAGCUGAGGGUUUAUCCACUCUAAACAGUCCAACUGUGGUGGUGGAAGAAGCUGCCAGUUUAAACAGGCUCAAACGUCCGUGAAAUAAGAACAAUAACUGCAUAAAUCGUUUUUUUUCCCCCUACUGAUUACUGAACUCGCCAUCAGUUUGUUGACUUUGUUCUGUUUUCUGAAAAGAAGUGAAGUACGAGCAGAAACAACGCUUGCAUCAGACACACAAAGUGCUGCUGCCAGUGAGGAUUGUUGGGGUGACGUCAGUUUCCACAUUGCUGGAUCUCACUAAGUCCGAAUCAGCGUCUGCCUCCAGCUGCUGGGGUUUUACGCACCUCUGUCCCAGCAGCUUUUCUCUGCCUCACAGCACCGGAUCCCACGACCAAGAUUUGGCUUACGCAAUGUGUACUUAAAUAAAACACAGAUUCCAAUUUGUUUCUUUCGGUAACUAUGUAAAUUAUUGUUUGAUACAGAAAAUCACUGCCAUUGAAAGAAUAAAUUGCAACAUCAACCGGAAGUG
Messenger RNA from Gasterosteus aculeatus aculeatus (three-spined stickleback), 5771 nucleotides. RefSeq names its product arginine vasopressin receptor 2a, duplicate a (gene avpr2aa). The record is from RefSeq and is a predicted model, not a curated record. NCBI's taxonomy places the organism in Eukaryota, Metazoa, Chordata, Actinopteri, Perciformes, Gasterosteidae. Gene Ontology annotation, cellular component: plasma membrane. Gene Ontology annotation, molecular function: vasopressin receptor activity; peptide binding. Gene Ontology annotation, biological process: cellular response to hormone stimulus; G protein-coupled receptor signaling pathway; positive regulation of vasoconstriction.